AUGACCAAAAACAUACCCAUAGCACUCCACAAAGCAGUGUUACUGGCAACGCUUGUCCCAUUACUAGCGCCGCCAGGAACAGCUGAUGCCUUUUCUGCUGGUGUCAUAUCGGCGCGACAUGAGAACCUUCCAACUCCCCAACAUUGGCCGCUGCAUGCUCAAGCAGAGGAUGAAAGCAACGGUGCCAUAUCCGAACCUGCCUUUUCACCUCAACCUCCGGAUUUUCCUCCAGUGGUUGACGAGCAGCUUCAGACUGAUCUGAUGGAAUCUGAACGGCGAAUAAUGAUGUACGAAGCCGAAAUCAAGAUGGUCCGCGAACAAUUGGAAAUCAAGCAGGAUGAGCUGCAAGAAGAACGGAAUUUCUUUCGGGACGAAAAGUCUUCCUUGAUGGGCAAGAUUGCCGAUUUCACCAACAUUUUGGCCCAGAAAGAAAACGAACUCGGCGAGUUGCAAAAAUCGCAAUCAGAUGUACAACCGAGUGAAGCCAAGAUGGAAAAAGUCAAUGAAUUGGUCGAGGAAGUAAAGCUGUUGUCCAGCGACCUCGAUGCCAAGACUGCCAUGUACUUGAAUCAACAGAAAACGACGGAUGAACUCCGGAAGCGGUUCGAACAAGCCCAGGAUAACUUGGAGUUUGAGCAGAUGCGAUUUGAAAAGGAAAAGUCAGUUUUACAGGAAGCGAUCGAGGAGGAACGCAAGAACUUGAGAUCGAUGCAACAAAAGAUGAAUGAAAGCCAAGAAUUUUUCGACACUUCGAAGCAAGAGCUUUUGGAUAAGAUCAAGAGCGAGGAAGAAAAGUUUCAAAAUGCAAAAGCAACUUGGAGUGAAACACAGUCCAUGAUGGAGGCAGUCGAACAGGAACUCCGCGCCACAAUACAACAAAACGAGGCCUCCAUGGAGGAGCGCAAAAAGUUGGAGAACGAUGCUAAGGAUACCUUGAAUGAUCAACUGGAUGAAAUGCGCAAUAAUCUAAAACAAGAACAGUCCAAUGCGAAACGGACAGUGCAGGAACUUAUGGAUCAAAAGAAGCAAUUCGAACAGGAAAAGAAUGAUCUAGAAGAUAUCAUCAAGAAGGAGCGAAACCAAAUUGAGAAACUGCGAGUGGGACUCAUACAAGAGGAACAAAAGUUUGAUAAGGAAAGAAUUCAACUGGAGGAAAAACUCUCGUCGGAAACCGAGAAACUAAAAACCAUUGAAGCCGAGCUCAUGGAAGAAAAAGACACUUUUUCUAAGGAGAAAGAACAGUUGGAGAAGAAACUUGAACAAGAGAUCCGUGUACGACAACUUAAAAAGCGUGUCAUGCACGAUCGAUACGAUGAGAUCCGCAAGGAAAUGACGGAACUUUGGGAAAAUACCAAGCGACAAGCCAGAAAAGAAGAGGCUCGUCUGAAGAAAAAGUAUGAAAAGAAGCUGGCAGGUGUCAAGAAAAAUGUACUCCGUCUGGAAGAUGCACUGCAAGAAUCGGAUGCCACCAAUGCAGAUCUCACAGCAAAGUUACUCGCAGCCCAAGAGGAAAACAAGGAUUUGAUUGUAAAGACAGAGCAGUUGGAAACAAAGUACAAGACUUUGCUAAGGAACCGCGACAGCAUCAUCGAUCAGCAAUCAAUGAUCAUCGACGAGCAGACCCAAACAAUUGAGCGCUACGAAAGCAGCUUUAGAGUCUUGGCACAGCUCUCGGCUAAAGUGACGGGCAAGAAGAUUCGACAAAUCGGGGGAUCGGUCAAACGAAUAUUCCAACAGGAUACCAAGACGGAAAAUACAGACAUGGAUGCUUAG
Messenger RNA from Cylindrotheca closterium, 1773 nucleotides. Lineage: Eukaryota; Bacillariophyta; Bacillariophyceae; Bacillariales; Bacillariaceae. The record is from the annotation of a GenBank genome assembly.